AUGUCGCUCUACAACGACUCGCCUCAGAAGAAGCGAUUCAGGCCAGAUGGCCUCGCUUCGCCAAAGUUGACGACCUCCACUUCCUCCCCUUCAUCAUCACCGAACAAGAAGCUCAAGAAGAGCAAGUACGUCAAUGCGCCUUCCUCCUUACUGUCAAAUGGAUCGAGUCCAUUCUCGAAGCUCGGCAAUGGCAUCUCGUCCUCAUCACAAGUAGCCUCGGCCUCUUUAUCACAUUCGGCGCCUUCUUCUUCUUCCUCUUCGACUAAGCGACAGCCUUCCACCUCGAACGGGUCUGACCCCGCUGCGUGGAUCAAAGACGCGCUCAAAAACGUCGAUCAGCGCAUCCUUGAAUCUCGCAAUGCACUUCCCAUCGCCUCGGGAAAGAAUUCUAUCGUCGAAGCCGUCCGCAAACAUGACACGGUCGUCAUCCUCGGCGAGACUGGAUCGGGUAAAACUACCCAGAUCCCGCAGUUCCUCUUUGAAGCCGGAUUCGCACGCCGCGCGCCCAUUCAGAUGAUUGGCGUCACACAACCUCGUCGAGUCGCUGCCACUUCGCUUGCUCGACGUGUCGCAGUAGAAAUGGGCCAGCCAGAUCCAGCCAUGCUUCCCAACCUCAAAGGAAAGGAGAGAACCGCUGCCGGAAGCUUGGUUGGCUACAGCAUUCGUUUCGAAGAUCGAACCACACGCAACACCCGCGUCAAGUUCAUGACCGAUGGUAUGGUGCUACGUGAAAUGAUCGGCGAUGUGGCAGCAGCCCCAUCCAAUUCCACUUCGACUUCUAGUGCCCCUAACUCUGUAGCAUUACGGUCCAACUUACUGCUCAAGUAUUCGGUGUUGAUCAUCGAUGAAGCACACGAAAGGACGCUUCGAACCGAUCAGGUGCUCGGCCUUGCCAAGAGGAUCCAACGUGAACGUAAAGCGAUCCGUCUGUCGUGGCUUGCUCGUGGAAAGCCAUCCAACGAACCCGAAGUGACUGAACUCAAGAUCAUUGUCAUGUCGGCCACGCUCGAUGCCGACCGCUUUGCCAGCUUUUUCGCCACUCCUUCCACUGCACUUGCAGCAAAUGGACUCACAGAGGAUAGCAAGACUCUUACCGCUGCCAAUGGAAAGCAAGAGGUACCCAUCCUCUACGUCAAAGGUCGCCAGCACGAGGUCACCAUGUUCCACACCGACGAGCCAGCCCAAGAAUGGACCGACGCCGCUCUCCGCACCGUGCUUCAGAUCCACGUCUCUCGCCCGCCUGGAGACAUUCUCGUCUUCAUGACGGGUCAAGAGGAGAUCGACACGCUCGCGCGCUCCUUGGAGCUCUACUCGUCCGAGCUUCCCGCUUGGGCCGAGGCCGAAGGAAAGUCCCUUCCCAUGGCGCUGAUGAUUGCGCCGCUCUACGCCGCUCUGGGUCCCAGCGCCAGCGCCAAAGUCUUUGGACCGACGCCACCGCGCACACGCAAAGUAGUGCUGGCCACCAAUAUUGCCGAAACCAGUAUCACCAUCCCUGGCAUCGUCUUUGUCGUCGAUUGCGGCUUGGCCAAGGAGAAAGUGUAUACCCCGGGCACUGCUGUCGAGACGCUGCAGGUGCAAGAGAUCAGUCAAUCUGCAGCGAGACAGCGUUCGGGUCGUGCGGGUCGUGAACGCGCAGGAGAAUGCUAUCGUCUCUACACACAGGAAGCAUUCCGAGGAUUGCCACUGGCAGGAACCCCAGAAAUCGUCAGGACCGAUUUGGCCGCUGCGGUUCUGCAGCUCUGCGCUAUGGGUCAGGACCCUUACACGUUUGACUGGCUCGAUCAACCGGAUCGCACCGGUCUGCAGGAAUCCGUACUACAGCUCAUCCAGCUUGGUGCGCUCGAGAUCAAGACCGUCCCAACACUGAGCAAGGGCAAUGGUCAAGAUGCUCAUGGCAAAAAGGAGCCGGCAAAGGCGACAGCCAAACUUGUGCUGACGGCGAUCGGAAGCAAAAUGGCCAUGCUGCCUGUAUCGCCCGCUUACUCACGCUCUCUGAUUGCUGCUGGCGAGCGCGGGCCUACGGUUGCACGCCAGGUCCGCGAUCUCAUCGCCAUCCUCUCUUCUGACCGCUCGAUCCUCAUCGAGCCGUCCGAUCAGGAGAAGAGGGACGAGGCCAACCGUGCCAAAGCCACAUUUGUCCAUCCUACGGGAGACCACGCUACGCUGCUCACCGUGCUGUAUUCGUACCUUGGCGAGUCGGAAAAGUCGCGCAGCGCAAUCAAGACUCGCAAAGCUGAGGCUAGAGGGGACACCAAAGCCAUCGAAAAGGAGGCCAGAGAGCAACUCAGAGCAUGGUGCAGUAAUCAUUAUGUCCACGAGAAAGCAGUCAAGAAUGUGCUGCACAUUCGUAAACAGCUGCGGACGAUUUGUCGACAACAAAAGAUCGUCUGCGACGACGAUCCCGGCGAACGACCCUCCCACGGUGUCUCUGCUGACGAUGACGAAUCUGAGUCCGACUCUGCCUCCUCUUCGGCCUCUUGUUCAGCUGGUGUGGACAGAGAAGGGCUCUUCGUCACGCGCAAGUCCGUCGCCUCGCACGUCUCCUCCCACGACACCGAAGAGGACACCCACUUUACCGGUCUGCGCCAAUCCCUCCUCGAGGGACGGAUCGCCAACGCAGCGCUCAAAAAUGCCUCGGCGCCCAACACGUACAAACGCAUCACCUCUGCCUCUUCGGCAGGGUCGUCGUUCAAGAUCCACCCCUCGUCCACAUUGCACCCGAGCAAGUUGGCUAGGGAAGGUGCAAGCAAGAAAAUGGACGCGAUCCUGUUCGAAGAGCUUGUGUUUACCACUCAAAUUUUUGCCAGAACGGUGAGCGUCAUCGAGCCUAGCUGGCUACAGGAGUUUGCGCAACGUGCCUGA
Molecule: messenger RNA, 2862 nt
Organism: Sporisorium graminicola
Lineage: Eukaryota; Fungi; Basidiomycota; Ustilaginomycetes; Ustilaginales; Ustilaginaceae
Exons: 1
Coding region: 1-2862 (953 amino acids)
Biological process (GO): maturation of SSU-rRNA from tricistronic rRNA transcript (SSU-rRNA, 5.8S rRNA, LSU-rRNA)
Cellular component (GO): intracellular anatomical structure; nucleolus
Molecular function (GO): RNA binding
Source: RefSeq, a predicted model, not a curated record